This is a messenger RNA of Sander lucioperca (pikeperch), 1204 nucleotides long. RefSeq lists its product as uncharacterized. The coding region runs from base 49 to 1041 and encodes 330 amino acids. The transcript has 4 exons. The record is from RefSeq and is a predicted model, not a curated record. Gene Ontology annotation, biological process: response to bacterium. NCBI's taxonomy places the organism in Eukaryota, Metazoa, Chordata, Actinopteri, Perciformes, Percidae.
GGAGACAAAAUGUAGAUUCUUUUCAUUCAGCACGACAAUUUGAACACGAUGACAUCUCCAAAGUUUCUCUUCUAUCUGAUGUGUUUGUUCUUCGGAAAAGUUGCUCAGACGACUGAUCCAAAAUUCUCCUCAUCUCUUCAUCAACAGAGUGGUUUUGUAACAGCUAAAACUGGGGAUGACUUCACUUUGAGAUGUUUCUAUGAAGGUGAUGUUGCUUUAAGGUUUCACUGGUAUAAGCAAACUCUGGGACAGAAACCACGGCUCAUCUCUACUUACUACAAGUAUGAAAGAAAUGGAAUAUUUCAUGAUGAAUUCAAAAACAAUCCACGCUUCACAUUGGAUACUGAAACAGGUAAAUAUCAUUUGAAGAUCACAGAUUUGCACGUUUCAGACUCAGCUACCUACUACUGUGCAAGUUAUUCAUUAUCUAUUGAAUUUGCGGAGGGAACCUUAGUCAAUGUAGAAGGUUCAGGUUUGAAGGUGGCAGCUACGGUCCAUCAGUCAGCAUCUGAGAGCAUCCAGCCAGGAGGCUCUGUGACUCUGAACUGUACAGUACACACUGGGACCUGUGAUGGAGAACACAGUGUUUACUGGUUCAAGAAGUCGGAGGAAUCUCAGCCAGGACUCAUUUACACCCAUGGAGGCAGGAAUGAUCAGUGUGAGAGGAAACCCAACACACAAACACACACCUGUGUCUACAAGCUGCCGAUGAAGAGUCUGAAUCUUCCUCAUGCUGGGACCUACUACUGUGCUGUUGCCUCAUGUGGACACAUUCUGUUUGGGAACGGGACCAAGCUGGAGUUAGAAGAUGAGAUGUACUCUCCUGUCUUGGUGUAUUUCUUGAGUGGAACAUCGACAUUCACCACCAUCCUGAGUGUUUUACUGGCUUUCUUAAUGUGUAUGAUGAACAACAGAAACCGCUGCCUGUGUGCAGAGUCUCAAGCAAGAUUUUCAGAUAGCUCUAAAACAAAGAUGAACGCAUCAAAGAUGCAGAGAGACGACACCUGGAGUGAAUGUGUGUACUUUAGUGUGAAGCAGUAGAGCUGGCCAUGUUUAAUCUCUGUCUCUGUGUAAUACAUGACACGUGUGUGUGUGUCACUUUAACCGUGUAAUGUAGCCGUUUUGUAAAUAUGAUUUAAACAUUUUUACUCUGUAUUGCUAAAGCCUCAUCUUGCAGUAAUCUCAUUGAACAAGCUUUUCUUAA